Purpureocillium lilacinum is the source of this 1005-nucleotide messenger RNA. Its product is annotated as required for respiratory growth protein 9 mitochondrial. Gene Ontology annotation, cellular component: nucleus. The record is from RefSeq and is a predicted model, not a curated record. Lineage: Eukaryota; Fungi; Ascomycota; Sordariomycetes; Hypocreales; Ophiocordycipitaceae.
AUGAGCUGCGCGUGCCGGACCGCGCCCUGGAGGGCCUUUGUCCAGGGCCUGGCGCAGGUCCACAGGCUCGAGGCGGCGCCGAUCCUUCGUGUCACACGUGCCGCCGCCGGCCUCGCACCCGUUGCGCCUGCUCGCCUGGCAUUGCGCCGUGCGCUGCCUGCUGCGCCGCUGCGGGGAGAUCGUGGGUUCCAUGCCUCGUCGGGAUUGAGGCAAGAUGCCGCUGGUGCAGCUGCGGCGAAGACACACGAGCCGCCGAAUACGACGCGGGAGACGGAGGAGGGGCUGAGCGCUGAGCCACCGUCCUCGGAGCAGGAGGCAUCGUCAGCACCGGCGCAGUCCAAGCCGAGGCGGAGGAGACGCAACGAGGACGCGAAACUCGACAUUGACGAAUCUGCUGCGCGGCCGGCCGAUGGAGCCGCGCCCCCGACCAAGGCGAAGCGCGGGCGAAAGCCCCAACCCGACUCCUCCUCAUCCCCAACCCGCAACAACACGCACGACGACGACCCCUCCGCCGCCAACAAACCCCAACGCGAAGCGUGGCAGACGCAAAAGGCGGCACUGAAAGAAAAGUUCCCCUCCGGAUGGAAGCCGCGCAAGCGCCUCUCGCCCGACGCGCUGGCGGGCAUCCGGGCGCUCAACGCGCAGUUCCCCGACGUGUACACGACGCAGGCGCUGGCGGACAAGUUCGAGGUGUCGGCCGAGGCGAUCCGGCGCAUCCUCAAGAGCAAGUGGCAGCCGUCGGCGGCGGAGGAGGAGGAGCGGCAGCAGCGCUGGUUCCGGCGCGGCGUGCAGGUGUGGGAGCACAAGGCCGCGCUGGGGGUCAAGCCGCCGCGCAGGUGGCGCCGCGAGGGCGUCGCGCGGGAUCCCGCGUACCAUGAGCGCAGGGGCCAGGCGGCGGAGAGGGAGAGGCGGUGGGAGGAGGAGGAGGAUAGGCGGUAUAGGGAGCGGAGGGGGGGACGGAGCGGCGGCGGCGGGGGGCAGCAGUCGCAGCAGCAGCGGCCUUGA